Messenger RNA from Rattus rattus (black rat), 4047 nucleotides. RefSeq names its product zinc finger protein 652 (gene Znf652). Gene Ontology annotation, molecular function: DNA-binding transcription activator activity, RNA polymerase II-specific; RNA polymerase II cis-regulatory region sequence-specific DNA binding. The coding region runs from base 144 to 1970 and encodes 608 amino acids. Gene Ontology annotation, biological process: regulation of transcription by RNA polymerase II. Gene Ontology annotation, cellular component: nucleus. The record is from RefSeq and is a predicted model, not a curated record. The transcript is spliced from 5 exons. Lineage: Eukaryota; Metazoa; Chordata; Mammalia; Rodentia; Muridae.
CACAGGAAGAACUGCGUGCAGACUCCAGGAGUUUCUUAUUUUCACUUCUUGAGUAGUUAGUUCUCUGUGGAUGGAGAAAGAUUUGAGUCUUAAUUGCCCUGUUUUCAAGGUGUUCUGUGUAGUCUGAACUGGGCCACUUCCCAAUGAGCUACACAGCCAGUCCUUGUCAGGAACUGGUUGAACCCUGUGCAGUGCAUGCAGAAGGAAUGGCCCAGGAAGAGAGCCAUCGAAGUCAAGCACCACCCACCUUCUAUCAUGGUGCUAGCCAGGAGCUCGACCUGUCCACCAAAGUGUAUAAAAGGGAAUCUGGAAGCCCUUACUCUGUUCUAGCAGAUUCCAAGAUGAGCAAACCGCAUCUCCACGAGACCGAGGAGCAGCCAUAUUUCAGGGAGCCAAGGGCAGUGUCUGACGUGCACACUGUCAAAGAAGACCGGGAGAAUUCUGACGACACAGAAGAGGAGGAGGAAGUCUCUUACAAAAGGGAGCAGAUCAUAGUGGAGGUAAACCUUAAUAAUCAAACAUUAAAUGUAUCUAAAGGGGAAAAGGGUGUCUCUUCUCAGUCCAAAGAGACUCCUGUUCUUAAGACAAGCAGCGAGGAAGAAGAGGAAGAGACUGAGGAGGACGCCACAGAUAACAGCAGUGACUACGGGGAGAACGGACGGCAGAAGAAAAAGGAGAAGCAAGUGGAGAAAGUCAGGGUUACACAAAGGCGAACCCGGAGAGCUGCCUCUGUUGCCGCAGCUACCACUUCCCCUACGCCCCGUACAACUCGAGGCCGGAGGAAGAGUGCAGAGCUACCUAAGAGGAAGAAGCGGGCCGCCAAGGAGCCUAAAGCGCCAGUCCAGAAAGCUAAGUGUGACGAGAAGGAGACUCUCACCUGUGAGAAGUGCCCUAGGGUGUUUAAUACGCGCUGGUACCUGGAGAAGCACAUGAACGUUACUCACAGGCGCAUGCAGAUCUGUGAUAAAUGUGGCAAGAAGUUUGUCCUGGAAAGUGAGCUGUCCCUUCACCAGCAGACAGACUGUGAAAAAAACAUUCAGUGUGUUUCCUGUAACAAAUCCUUCAAGAAACUCUGGUCCCUUCAUGAACAUAUCAAGAUUGUCCAUGGAUAUGCAGAAAAAAAAUUCGCCUGUGAGAUUUGCGAGAAGAAGUUCUAUACCAUGGCUCAUGUACGGAAACACAUGGUUGCACACACAAAAGACAUGCCAUUUACAUGUGAGACCUGUGGAAAGUCUUUCAAGCGCAGUAUGUCACUCAAGGUGCACUCCUUGCAGCAUUCUGGAGAGAAACCCUUCAGAUGUGAGAACUGCGACGAGAGGUUCCAGUACAAGUACCAGCUCCGCUCCCACAUGAGCAUCCACAUCGGGCACAAGCAGUUCAUGUGCCAGUGGUGCGGCAAGGACUUCAACAUGAAGCAGUACUUCGACGAGCACAUGAAGACGCACACUGGAGAGAAACCUUUCAUCUGUGAAAUCUGUGGCAAAAGCUUCACCAGUCGACCCAACAUGAAGAGGCACCGCAGAACUCACACAGGCGAGAAGCCCUACCCCUGUGACGUGUGUGGUCAGCGAUUCCGCUUCUCCAACAUGCUGAAGGCCCACAAGGAGAAGUGCUUCCGAGUGACCAGCCCAGUGAAUGUGCCACCAGCGGUCCAGAUCCCAUUGGCCUCAGCUCCAGCCGCCCCAGCUCCAGCCGUGGCCAACACUCCCACGAGCCCAGCCCCCGCAGUCAGUAUGAACCCUGUGGGUGGUGCGCUUCCCUCAAGACCCGUCCCACACCCCUUCUCACACCUGCACAUCCACACGCAUCCACACCACGCGCACCACCUUCCCAUCCCUCCUGUGCCUCACCUGCCCCCGCCUCCAGCUCUCUUCAAGAGUGAGCCCCUAAACCACAGAAGCCAGAGCGAGGACACCUUUCUGAGGCACCUGGCAGAGAAGAACAGCCCAGCCCAGGCCCAGCAUCAUUAGCACCAGCCGGUGAGUCCCCAUGGUGAGUCGGCAGAAGGGCUGCAGCGGACUUCUCUGGGGCCUUCCUGUUUCCAUGGCCUCCGUCAGGGCCUCUGCCAUUGUCCUGGGGAACCACAAGACUGACAUGAGGGAGUGAGUAAGAAGACUGCCCUUGAAACCAGGGGAACCACCGAACUAAAGCCCAAUUUGCUUGCAUUUUCUGAUGACUUUUAUAAAUUUCAGAUACUGUGAUUGUGGGAUUUUAUAAUUUCAUAUCAGCGGAUGAGGUAUGCUUGCUUUUAUAUCCCGGUCUUCUCCUCAAAGAGGGGAUGGGCCUGGUUUCCUUUAUACUAAUCGGGAAGGCUGUGAGAUUAAUCCGGAGCAUUAACUGUAUCACUGUGUAUUGUAAUGAAUUCUUUUCAGCUUUUGGUGCUGGCUGCAGAGUCGCGCUGGCCUUGUUUCACACAAUAUCAAGCAUUAUAGAGAAGGUGGGAGUUUCCUUCUUUGUGUAGCUCUUUUAACACACUCUUUAUUUUACUACAGAAAUUAUUUUAGAGGUUUUGUAUAGACUUUAGUAGUCUGUUUCUAAAAUGAGAUGUAUUUCAAUAAGCUGUGUAAUUUUUUCAGUGUAGCUAAACCCAUGUUGUAAAAUAGAUAAAUUUUUAUAAUCAUCAAAAUGUGAUUCUUAAAGAUGCAUAAAUAACUUCUAUUUCAAAUGUAUUCUUACAUCCGUACAACUCAAAGGUGCUUCUGAGACUGGAUGUAUCUGAGCAGCUCACCAGACCAGGUACAAAAGCAAGGCUCAGUACAAAGUUAGUCCUUAGUGAGUUGAAAGUCUGCUGGGCGUUCAGUCCGUUGGGCUCACUGACACAGCCAACGUUGGUGUCCCUUUGAGCUACUCUGUGGAUUCAUUGGGGCGGUGAGUGGGAAUGGGGUCACCCAAAGUUAGCCGGGUUUAUAAUGUGAAUGGCGUUUGUGAAUGCCCUCUGGAGGAAGCGGCAGAGGUCAUUUCCUUUGACCACAUCUGUUUCUCAAUUUUCUUAGGAACCAUGUUGUACUCAGCUGUUAGGGGAAGAUGAAUUGGACCUCUUGCUUUGAGGUUCCUGUGUUUUCCGAGAGUUGUUAGAAGAAGCUGAUAUGGUGAACCGAAAUCACAAACGUAAUUGCUGAUCAUGACUGAGAAAUGUGGAUGAGAAGACAAGUUGGCUUUUGAGUUUUAAAAUGUCUGCAGUCUCUAAAACGUGGAUGUCCACAACUGACCGUUAUCUGCCAUUGAAACUGUAGUGAGAGGGAACCCUAGUUCUGCUGCCUGCCCUCUGCAGAGAAGUGGGGCUGCAGCAUCUUAAGUGAGGAAGGAGCAGUGCCCUCGCCUCUCCAGUGCAGCUUACUCGGUCAAGAUUUGGGGAGCUUGCACAGCAUGGUCACCCUGCAGUGGUUUAUACGGAAGGCCAAAGACAAGGGCUAACAUGGUAGUUUCAGUCAAGUGACGCGUGUGCACAGCACAGCCACACGCUCUGUGUUCUUCUUCUCAGAGGCUGAGUUCUGAGAAUGGCCCCUGCCUUCUGCCUCUCUCCUCCUCAUCUCUCUGUCCUCAGGUUCCUAAAUCAGAACCCUAGCUGUUACUUAUUCCUCUGUGAUACUAAAUGCACAGAUAUGCGUCACGCACUUUUUUUUCUGGCUACUUAACUCUGCAGUGGGGACACACAGACUCUGGCCCGAGGUUAGGUCACACUCUAAAUAGUUCUCUUUGGUUUACUAUUUCUAGAUUUACUCCAGUUUUGCCCUUGUCUUCUCUAAACAUAGGAAAAAUUGUGUGCUGAGUCAGGAAAGCAUCUCAGGACACACGCGCUUUCCCUACAGUUUUAAUGAAUGGCAUUUUUAAUAUUUGCAUACAUUCUUAGAACCCUCACCUACCCAAGGCAAACAAGGAAAUAGAUUCCUUUUCUGAAUGUCGUGACUGACAAGUCACCCUCCCCCCACUUACCUCCACAGUCUCCUUUGCAUCCUAUGGGAAGUCUGCAAACCCACACUUUGAUGUUGGCAUAUCAAUAUUUCAUGAUUCAGCCUAUAACAUUAAAAUAUUUUUAUCAAAAAGGUA